GAUAUGAAGGCGUGUGAUAAUUUUGUCGUUUUUAUAUUUGCCUCGUGUAUAUCAGCAUACAGUGCGACAGUUAGCGAAAAACUACCGGAUAUGAUAGGUAUAACCAAAGAGGAACUGAGGCCGAUAUUCAUAUCAGCAGGGCUAAAAGAUACCAUCGCUAUAUCAGCACCGGUUACUUACAAUACAAACACAUUAUACUACUUAAGCAAUCCGAAAGGCGAUAGUAUUAAACUGGACAUAAACACGAGUCACUUUACGACCGAUUAUUACAAAGAAACCUCACGAGUUAAUUACGAAAAUCAUUACAAUAAUGGAGCGAUAAAAACUAUUGUAUCUACCACAAAACCAUAUAAUUUUUAUCAAGCAAAUCUUUCACCAAACAUUGAUAACAAACAUAGUGAUUUUACGAUCGGCCCUCUGACAGAAAAUGAUCACGGAAACUGGGUGUUGAGUGCCUACAUUAAAGGAAACGGUGGAGUUUUGCGUGAAUUAUUUCAAGUCAUAACGAUUGAAAUAGUUGAAUCAAUACCAACGCACGCUGAGAAAGCCAAACUGAUUCCUGGCCAAACGUUCGAACCACGCUUCCUAUACCCAAUACAUGAUCUACGAAGCUGUGAAAUCAUUGCACCGCGGACAACUUUCGACAGGUUCUACGAUAGGGACCGACUGCAUUUGGAUUCCUGCGGAUUUCGGAUACCCAAUGUGACGAAAUUAGACGAAGGCCCUUGGAAUAUUAUAGGCGUCGGAAAAAUUGUGUACAAGGGAAAUAUUUACUUAGAAAUAGACGACGAAAAUUUAUGA
Pararge aegeria (speckled wood butterfly) is the source of this 801-nucleotide messenger RNA. RefSeq lists its product as uncharacterized. The record is from RefSeq and is a predicted model, not a curated record. Lineage: Eukaryota; Metazoa; Arthropoda; Insecta; Lepidoptera; Nymphalidae. The coding region runs from base 4 to 801 and encodes 265 amino acids. The transcript has 3 exons.